AUGUUAUCCCUUUCUUCACUUUUUGCCCUGUUUGUUUAUCAACUGCUUUUUACUUCUCAUCUCGCCUUGGCUGCACCAAGCCAAGAUCGUCAAGAAGCCAUCAAUAUUUUCAGAGCCGCACUGCGGGACAGUCGCUAUAACUUUACCGAAAAGGACAUUGGCGCGACAGCCACAAGGCUAUUUGGAUGGCAAGGUUGCAGCACUUCCGAGAAGCAGGACAUCUAUUCUGUUCAAGGCAAGAAUUUGAACUGGAAUGAGGCAGCAGCUCUGGACUAUCUUAGUCCACCUUUUAUCAAUGAAGAUGAUCAAAAAGAGAUAAAGAAGAUUAUUGACACUGUCUCAACUAUCAGAGGUGGAAGCAGCUUGAACCCAUUCAAAUGGUGGCUUCAUGUUCGAUGCGAUGACCCUGACGACCGCUGUCCAUGUGGCCGCACCACCUCUACCGUUGCCUAUGUUAACAAUGAAGACCGUGAUUCUGGGUAUGCCUCUAUCAACUUUUGUCCACGGUACUUUGAGCUCCCAAAUCUAGAUGACGCGGUGAAAGAGAACGGUAACAAGGAUUUGCCUUGGGAACAUCGGGCAGAUCUGGAUAACUACGUUGGGAACAAAGGACGCACCUGGUUUCACGAAUUACUUCACAUUGACUGGGCCUCAGGAGUGUUACCUGGAUGGCAUAUCCGUGAUAUUUCUGCCUUCUACUACGACGACGAUAAUUCCUACCGCCACACAGGGCUGUAUGGCGCUGAGAGAACUAAAGCACUCGCCCGCUAUAAAUUCAGCCCAUCAUUCUUUAUUAGGAGAAACGCAGAUAGCUUCGCCAUGUAUGCUAUGGCCAAAUAUGUGCAGAAAGUUAUUGGCAAGUAUCCUCACCUUCCUUUAGCGAUGAAACUCGACGAAGUGGAGGACGGCCCUGGUUUCUUUGUGUCUGGUGGCAUUAGCAUUGACCCUGAAGGGAUAGUGACUAUUGCUGGUUCACAAGACGACGAUGACACCUGCCAUCUUUAUGGAGGCCAGGAAAUUCCUGAAAAGGAUGUUGUCCCAUUCAACUCUAGUGCAUGGUUCUGGGACCUAUCCGUCUACCCCGAGGAUUACCAACGUCAGUGGCGAGGCUGGUUAGCUGAAGCUCAUCCGUACAAAAAUUGGGUUCGCAUAGUUUUAAUGCAAACUGCAAUGGGUCCGCAGUGGAUGGCCUUCCAAGAUACGCCCGAUGACCCGAUUACAGACUUCUGUUCUGCAAAGAUACUUUCCAAGACACUCGUUGAGGGGGAUAAGAACGAUUUGAAGUUUCCUACAGAGCUUCCAGCCUUUGGCGCACACGAAGCCAAAGGGUGUGUUUACUCUAGAACUUCUGACCUGGUGGGCGGGAUGACAUGUGAGAGCGGUGCUUCGAAUAUUCGUUGUUGGGAGGACCCUGCGUGGGGCGAGAUGUCUGAAUGUGAUGGAGGAAGAUAUAUGCUGGGUAUUAAGUGUGACUGGAAGUAA
Fusarium venenatum is the source of this 1482-nucleotide messenger RNA. RefSeq lists its product as uncharacterized. Gene Ontology annotation, molecular function: metallopeptidase activity. NCBI's taxonomy places the organism in Eukaryota, Fungi, Ascomycota, Sordariomycetes, Hypocreales, Nectriaceae. The record is from RefSeq and is a predicted model, not a curated record.